This is a messenger RNA of Helicoverpa armigera (cotton bollworm), 1444 nucleotides long. It is a transcript of the gene GSTd1, whose product is annotated as glutathione S-transferase D7. The transcript has 6 exons. Gene Ontology annotation, biological process: glutathione metabolic process. The record is from RefSeq and is a predicted model, not a curated record. Lineage: Eukaryota; Metazoa; Arthropoda; Insecta; Lepidoptera; Noctuidae. Bases 548 to 1318 code for a protein of 256 amino acids. Gene Ontology annotation, molecular function: glutathione transferase activity.
UGCUUUGUUGGAAUAAUUUUGACGAUGUGAGAUGUUACAGAAAAGAAGGAACACACGAUGAAAAAUAUUCAUAUAAGCAAUUAUCAUACAUUUCAUAUUUGAACACCAAAAACGAUCCAUCGAUGCACUUAAUGACGCCUGAAAAAAUGCAAACAGCAAUAUGUUUUCUGUGAAGCCAAGCUAAUAAAUAUUUACAAUUGUUCUAUAUGACCUAUAAUUUUCAAGGUAUAAUCGAAAACACAUUUUAAUGAAUGGGAAUCGAUUGGUAUUUAACCCUGAACUCUAUUUGAAAUGUACUAUGGUGUUUGAAGUACCGACCGGCGGGUAGUCGUAGUACGAGCCCCUAUAUGACUGACCGUGUGAAACGGAAUUAAUGACUGUUUAUUGUCUCUUUGAUAAAAUUCACAUUCGAACAAUAGGUGGCUAUAAUGUAGACCAUUGAGAACUUAUUAUACAUAUUGAAUGGACUAAAAUAACAUUACCUAUACAAGUUAACGGUAUUUACAAAUAAAGAUAAAAUCUUAAUUACAAUCGUCAUCAUGUUCCUAUGAUAGUUAUCAAGUUCCUUGUUGGUGCAAUAAUGAGUGAUUUCGUUGAAAAGGAAAUAUUAUUGUUUUGGGAAUAUGUCAAACGCAACGCAGCAGCACGUUCUAAAGGGAAGAUGCCGAAUCAGCCGAUAAAGCUUUACUACCUGCCCCCCUCCCCACCAUGCCGCUCCAUCAUCAUGGCUGCCAAGGUCAUGGGGAUCGAGCUGGAACUGGUACUGACGAAUAUCAUGGAAGGAGAGCAUAUGACGCCUGAUUUCCUCAAGAUGAAUCCACAGCAUACUAUACCGACUAUGGAUGAUAGCGGAUUUAUUUUAUGGGAGAGCCGAGCAAUUCUUGCUUACCUGGUGAAUGCUUACGGCCGUGACGAUUCCCUGUACCCGAAGAAUCCACGCCUACGAGCUAUUGUGGAUCAGCGACUUAACUUUGAUCUUGGCACUCUCUAUACGAGAUAUUAUGCCCUCUACGUACCGAUACUAUUCCGUGGUGAGGAAUACGAUGAUGACAAGGCAGCUAAACUGGAUGAAGCAUUAGGCUGGCUGGACUCUUUCCUGGAUGGACGAGCCUUCGUUGCCGGAGAGAAUCUCACGAUUGCAGACAUCUCUAUUAUUGUGACUAUCACUAAUCUUAAUGCCUUCGGCUACGACUUCAGUAACCAUGACAACGUAACAAAAUGGUUCGAAAGGACCAAGAAGGCUUUAGAGCCAUAUGGCUACAAGGAAGUCGAUGAAGCUGGAGCCGAUAUCUUGGCCAACUUCUUGAAGAAAGGUUAAUUACUAAAUUAAGUUUAAUUUCUUUAAUUUACUUCAAAAAUUUUCUUGCGGAAAAACAGGUUAAAAUAUUAUUUUGUGAUUGUGUAAUUUCGCUUGUUUAUCAAUAAAGAUAUAUCUGUAUUCUUA